Messenger RNA from Larimichthys crocea (large yellow croaker), 3515 nucleotides. RefSeq names its product general transcription factor II-I repeat domain-containing protein 2. Bases 459 to 2276 code for a protein of 605 amino acids. The transcript has a single exon. The record is from RefSeq and is a predicted model, not a curated record. Lineage: Eukaryota; Metazoa; Chordata; Actinopteri; Sciaenidae.
AGGGAGUAAGAAGAAGAAGAGCGACGGCAGCUUCAGUCAUAUUAACCAUCAUGAAUCAUAAUACUGAUCAGAAUGACAAUAACCCCAUACUACACUUUAUUAUACCUAUACAUGGUAAGCCUACACUGUCUCUUUACCCCAUCCGUGUUCAACCCAGACUCAAAGAACCUCCUCAAGGGCCACUGGAACAUCUUAAAGAACAACUCAAACCCCUAGAACAUAUGUGUCAAACUCACGGCCCGCGGGCCACAUCCGGCCCGGCGUACAAUUAUAUCCGGCCCGUGAAAUCAUUUUAUUAAUCUACUAUAAUGGCCCGGCUAUAUGAAACGCUGAUAACUCUCAAACUACAGAUCCCAUAAUGCAGCGCUUCAGCUGCCUUGCCGCCGCAAGACUUACUGGAAACGUUCCCGCGUCAACAGUUGACUUCGCGUUGGUUUCGCGGAUGCUAAUCCCUCACAAUGGCCAAGAGAAAAGUUGACUCUGAAAACAGAGCCUUUAAAAACCGAUGGGAGGCUGAGUAUAUGUUUACUGACAUUGCCGGUAAACCCGUGUGUCUUCUUUGUGGAGCUAAUGUGGCCGUAAUUAAGGAAUAUAAUGUAAAACGGCACUACGAGACAAAACAUCAGGAUAAGCUAAAAAACCUGAAUGCAGAGCAGAAGAUGCAGAAAGUCGAAGAGUUAAAGAAGAAUAUGAAGAUCCAGCAGAUGUUUUUCACCAGAGCAAAAUCACAAAGUGAAGCUGCUGUGAAAGCAAGUUUUAUAGUGGCAGAGGAGAUCGCCAAAUCAGGCCGACCAUUUUCCGAGGGAGAGUUUCUGAAGAGCUGCAUGAUGAAGGUGUGCGACGUCUUGUGUCCAGACAAAAAGCAGAUGUUCGCAAAUGUAAGCCUGAGUAGAAAUACGGUUGCUGAUCGGGUUUGUGAGAUUGCCACUGAUUUGAGAACACAGUUGAGUGAAAAAAGCAGAGACUUUGUUGCAUACUCUCUUGCUGUGGAUGAAAGCACAGACAUAACGGACACUGCACAGCUGGCGAUCUUCCUCCGUGGAGUGGACUCUAAUUUGCACGUUACAGAAGAAAUAUUGGACAUUAAAUCGAUGCAUGGAACAGCAACGGGAAAAGACAUUUUUGAAAACGUGUGUCAAAGUGUAACCGACAUGAAAUUGCCCUGGGACAAACUUGUUGGACUUACUACGGAUGGAGCACCGGCAAUGUGUGGUGAAAAAAGUGGACUAGUGGGAAGGAUGCGAGUAAAGAUGCAGGAGGAGAACUGUGUUGGUGAGUUAACCGCAUAUCACUGCAUUAUUCACCAAGAAUCGCUGUGUGGUAAAGUCCUAAAAAUGGAGCAUGUGAUGAACACUGUAACGCAGACCAUAAACUUUAUCCGAGCCAAGGGAUUAAAUCACCGGCAAUUUCAAUCUUUUCUGCGCGAAAUAGAUUCGGAUUUUGCCGACAUUCCUUAUCAUACAGAGGUACGUUGGCUGAGUCGGGGAAAAGUUCUCAACAGAGUUUUCGAGCUCAUUAAAGAAAUCUGUCAGUUCAUGGACAGUAAAGGAAAAGACUCCACAGUUUUGCGGGACGAAAAAUGGAAAUGUGAAUUGGCGUUUCUGGCUGACAUAACAGCUCAUCUCAACGUCUUAAACCUGCAGCUCCAGGGACGUGACCGCAUGAUCACUGACAUGUAUGAUGCGGUGAAGGCAUUUCAAGUGAAGCUGCUCUUGUGGGAGACACAAAUGCACCAGUGCAACUUGCCUCACUUUCCCCGUUGCCAAGUAAUGAUGAACCAAGUCGGCACAGCAGCGUUCUCAAAUGCGCACUUUGCUGACAAACUGAGCGCACUGCGCACUGAGUUCGCACGGCGCUUUGGUGACUUUGAAGCACAAAAAAAUAACUUCGAGCUGCUUCGCAACCCAUUUGCCGUCGAUGUGGAAACUGCACCUGUACAGAUGCAGAUGGAGCUGAUUGAACUGCAGUGUAAUGGGACACUAAAGGCAAAGUAUGACACUGCAGGGCCCGCACAGUUUUUUCGCUCCAUUCCUGAAGCAAUGCCCCAGCUCCGUCUACAUGCGGCUCGAACCUUGUGCAUGUUUGGUAGCACAUAUCUAUGUGAGAAGCUGUUCUCAGCGAUGAAGCUUAACAAAACAGCACACAGAAGUCGUCUCACUGAUGAACACCUGCAGUCCAUCCUGAGAAUCUCUGCAAUACAGGACCUCACACCAAACCUGGAUGAAAUUGUUGCCAAGAAAAGAUGCCUAGCAUCCAGCUCUGACAAAAUGGCAUAAGCUGAAAAAAAAAAAAAAAAAUGAAUGAAAACUUAAAAAAAAUGAACUGAAUGUUUUAAUUUGUUAUUUUAACUUUUGGUGAAAAGCACAAAUUUUAAUUAUAUUUGCAUUUUUUCAUUUUCAUGAAUGCAUUUUGAAUGUAUAUAGUUUUGACAGGAGCAAAGUAUUUUAAGUUAUUAAUGUUUAAGUUUGUUUAUUCUGGAAUAAUAUUCCUGUCUGAUUUUAAUUCAUAUUUGUGUUAAAAAAAAACGUCAAGUUUUAGUGUAUUCAAUAAAUGUUUAUCCUGUUCGGCCCGCAACCAAAGGUGUGGUUUGAGUUUUGGCCCUCUGUACAAUUGAGUUUGACACCCCUGCCCUAGAACAACUUCAGCGGCUUAUAGAGCCUUCUAAAAAAAAAACUCUAGAACAUUGUCAGUGCCUACUAAAACCUCCUAUCAGACACCUAAAAUCUCCUGAAUGCACAUCAGAACCUUAUGAAAGAAUACAAGGAUCUCUUUAAGGAUCCAUAGAACCUCUUUGUUGGCCAAUAGGACAUCUUAAAGAAAUAGAACAUCAUAAGUGGCUACUAAAACCUCCUACUGGACCUCUAGAACCCUUUCAAUGGCCUGAACCUCAUGAAGAACCACUAGAACAUCCUAAAUGACAAUAGUACUGCCUUCAUAGAUCACUAGAACAUUAUCAAAUGCUAUUAAAACCUCCUAAAGAACCCAGCUACCCUAGAACCUCACCAAUAACCACUACCUACCUAAAUAAUCUCUAGAACCUCUUAAAGAACCUUAGGACCUCCUCUGUGAGCACUACAACCUACUCAGUGACCACCAGAACCUCCGAAAUAACCUAUAGACAUCUCAUUGCCCACUGGAAUAUCUUAAAAACCCACGUAAACCUCAAAGACCCAUAGAACCUCUUCAAUGGCUAACAGAACCUCCUACUGCAACUCUAGAACCCUUUUCAACCUCAUGAAGAACCACUACAACAUCCUAAAUGACCCAAACCUCUUCAGUAACCAAUAAGAUCUACUAAAUGACCUCUGGAACCUCUUAAAGAACCUUUAGGAUCUGAGUGUGCUCAAAAAUGUUGUCCCAGGUUCUUGACAUAAUGUCUAAAUUUAUUCUCCCUACUAUCAUUAAUACAUCAUUUAAUUAUUACCUCACCAAAACAAACUACAGCCAUUAUCCCCAGCUUAUUCUCAGCCUGGUUGACAAAUGUCAAAGAAAACAUAGUAUGAGUGUGCAGAGUG